Messenger RNA from Epinephelus moara (kelp grouper), 4768 nucleotides. Its product is annotated as atlastin-2-like. Bases 62 to 1801 code for a protein of 579 amino acids. Lineage: Eukaryota; Metazoa; Chordata; Actinopteri; Perciformes; Serranidae. The record is from RefSeq and is a predicted model, not a curated record. The transcript has 14 exons. Gene Ontology annotation, molecular function: GTP binding; GTPase activity. Gene Ontology annotation, biological process: protein homooligomerization; endoplasmic reticulum organization.
CGGACACCACCACGGCUUCGUGUUCUGUGACGUCAGGGCAGUCUGCUGCAGGUCAAGAAAGAUGGCGGCGGAGGAGAGCAGGUUGAAGCAGCGGAAUCAUAAAAACAGCAUCUUCAAAGAAGGUGGCCACGGGUUCAAAUCGGACACGUCCCCGAUGAGGCGUGAGGAGGAGGAAGACGACCUGCUGGAGGAAGAAGAGGAGGAAGAGGUGGGCGUGGCCAGGCCGGUGCAGAUUGUGGUGGCGGAUGAGGAGGAGCACUCGUUCUCCCUGCAGGAGGAGGCUCUGGAGCGACUGCUGCUGCAGGAGGAGGUGCAGGACCUCCACGUGGUCGUCGUCGCGGUGGCCGGAGCUUUCCGCAAGGGCAAGUCCUUCCUGCUGGACUUCAUGCUGCGCUUCAUGUACAAACAGUCGGACUCUUGGGUGGGCGGCGAGGAGGAACCUCUGACCGGCUUCACCUGGCGAGGCGGCUGCGAGAGGGAGACCACGGGCAUCCUGGCCUGGAGCGAGGUGUUCGUGGUGGAGAAACCAGACGGCUGCAAGGUUGCAGUUCUACUAAUCGACACACAGGGGGCGUUUGACAGCCAGUCCACCAUCAAAGACUGUGCCACGCUGUUCGCCCUGAGCACCAUGACCAGCUCCGUUCAGGUGUACAACCUGUCCCAGAAUGUCCAGGAAGACGACCUCCAGCACCUCCAGCUCUUCACGGAGUACGGACGGCUGGCUAUGGAGGAAGUCUACGAGAAGCCCUUUCAGACGCUGAUGUUCCUGAUCAGAGACUGGAGUUACCCUUACGAACAUCCGUACGGUCUGGAGGGAGGACAGAGCUUCCUGGAGAAGCGACUGCAGGUGAAGCAGAACCAACACGAGGAGCUGCAGAACGUCAGGAAACACAUCCACUCCUGCUUCUCCAACAUCAGCUGCUUCCUGCUGCCUCACCCUGGCCUCAGGGUGGCCACCAACCCCCACUUUGACGGGCGGCUCAGCGAUAUCGAUGAGGAGUUUAAGAAGGAGCUGGUGAACCUUGUUCCGACGCUGCUCUCUCCAGAAAACCUGGUGGAAAAAGAGAUCGGAGGAGUUAAAAUCACCUGCAGAGACCUGCUGCAGUAUUUCAAAGCUUACAUGAAGAUCUACCAGGGAGAGGAGCUUCCUCACCCCAAGUCCAUGCUGCAGGCAACAGCUGAAGCUAAUAACCUUGCGGCUGUAGCAGGAGCCAAAGACUUGUACAACAAAAGUAUGGAGCAGGUCUGUGGCGGAGACAAACCCUACAUUUCUCCAGCAGAGCUGGAGCGCCGUCACAUGGAGCUGCGGCAGGCAUCGGUGCGGCACUUCCGCUCCGUUAAGAAGAUGGGUGGCGACGAUUUCUGCCGGCGCUACCAGGAGCAGCUGGAGGCGGAGCUCGAUGAGGCCUACACCAACUUCAGCAAGCACAACGACGGCAAGAACAUCUUCUACGCCGCGCGGACGCCCGCCACACUGUUUGCUGUCAUGUUUGUCAUGUACGUGGUGUCACUGGUCACGGGCUUCGUGGGCAUCAACUCUGUGGCCACGCUGUGUAACCUGGUGAUGGGCGUGGCUCUGACAGCGCUCUGCAUCUGGGCUUACGUCAAAUACUCUGGAGAGUUCCGUGAGGUCGGAGGAAUCAUCGACCAGGUGGCUGAAACCCUCUGGGAACAGAGGACUCCACGAAAGGUUUUCUCCAAACUCUUCGAAGUGGCCCGGAGUCGAGUCCCUUUGGGAAGCCUGAUCCCAGCGCCACGGCCCCGGCUCGCCUCAAACAACAACGUCAAGAAGAAAAACUAGCAGCACGCCAUCUUGUUCCCGUCACGUUUAUCCCCCCUCUCCCUCACUCUCUGCUCGGUUUUGAAACAACGUCUUUUUAGGACGGUUUGAGACGUGUAAAUGAGUUUUUGUUCCCUGACUGUAGAUGAAGGUUCCUCGCCGUGCCGGCUGUAGGUUUAAGGACUCGCCAUAGACCCGGACGAAGCAGUGUGGUGUAUUUUAUUAUUUGUCAGUGGGCGGGGUUAAGGUAUUUAUUGGUGGGAGGGGCCAUUAUUCUAUCACCGAGUGUCAUCCCAGGUGUGUGUUUGCCUGUUGGAUGAAGACAACUCGACAUUCCCAUUUAUGUGAAUGUAUGAAUGAAGAGCAUGACCACAGACCCUCCUCUUGGUUCCCCUCUCCUCCCUCCUGUCGUCUCCGUCAGGUUGGUUUCUUUUGCUGGGCGGCGUCACGAGGAGGAGUCACAACCAAAGUUUACAGCUUUACUUAUAGAAGCUCUCAGACUGAGCGGACUGACAAACUGCAGCUGACGUUUCUAGGACUUCAACAGUUUGGUUUUUGGGAAAUUUUACAGAAUAUCUUACUCAGAAUCACAAACUCAUGGAUGUUUCUACAUUUCUGUGCAGGAAAAGUGUGUGUUGGAACAGUCAGACUGAUCGAGUUUAGCUUCAUGUCUUAAUGAAACUGAGUCGACUCCACUUCAGUUGACAAACACGCCUCCAGCUGUGAGGCUGUCGGAAACUCUGAACUUUUAUAUCCAUUGAAAUUACCUCUAGUCUGUCAGUGAGAUCAGAGGAACAACAAAAAUACUUGUCCAUUGAGUUUAGUUUUUGACCAAAUGCCUGCGGUAAAUGUUCACUUGUGCCUUGUUUUCACUACAUGGUUCGACUCCUUUUACCUUUGGCACCAUCUCCUUUUCGCUGCAGAAAUGACCUCCUCAGUGUGGGCAGGACUCUCAGCUGAUUGCCAUAGUGACACCACGUGAAACUUCUGUGACAUCACCUUUAACGCCACACUCAGCCAAAACAGAAGAACGUCUGCACCUCGUCAAGGUGCCUUAAGAAAAAUUCUUCAAAUUUGGCACAAAAGUCCUGUUGGACUCAAAUGGACUGAUUAGAUUUUGGUGGUCAAAGGUCAUGUCGCUGUGACCAUGAGUCUGUCUCAUUCUUGUGAACGUGAUAUCUCAAAAGGCCUUAAGGGAACAUCUCAGAUUUGGCACAAGCAUUCGAUUGGACUCGAGGAUGAACUGAUUAGAUUUUGGUCCUCAAAGAUCAAGGUCAUUGUGGCCUGGUGUGUCUUUGCCUCGUGAGUGCAGCAUCUCAGCAACAAUUUGACAAAUGUCCACUCGGACUCAGCGAUUAACUGAUCCAGAAUUUUGUGGUCAAAGGUCACUGUGACCUUGCUUCUGUCUCAUUCUCGUGAGCGUGAUAUGAGAAGGCGUUAAGGAAAUUUCUUCAAAUUUGGCACAAACGUCCACUUCGACUCAAGGAUGAACACCUUACAAUUUGGUAUGUGAAGGUCAAAAAUCCAUAUGCUAAUUUGACAAAGUUUCACACAAUGGUCCGACAGGAUAAAAUGAUGACGUGAUGACAUUUUAUAUCAAAAGCUCAAAGGUCAACAACUGGUCUGAACGUGCUGUCAUCACUUGACCUCACUACAGGACUCAGGUCAUGUGGCAAACAGCCUAAACCUCACUGAGUAAUUAUUAGUUCAGUAUGUUAGCUUAGCAUUGCUCAUUUUCAUCAGUGGUUUUCUCAAACAUGGCAUUUUUAAAUAGUUUUUUUACGCGGCUGUGGGAGCAGAUAACAGGAAGUGUCUCCGUGCGACUUAAUGUUUUAAAUUUUGAAUACGAAAAUGAUUGCGUGUAGUUAAAUCAGAGUCCACAAGAAUUGAACGUUGUUGGCAGGUGCUUCAAGCUCUUGUGAAUUUGCAAAAACAUUCUUAGAAUUUUAAAACCUGCUUCAUAUACAAACAAUAUUUUCACUCUGCGUCUUCGCAAACAUUAGAAAACAAAACAUGAUUCUAGCCUGCACGUGGCUGACAAACCACAGGGGCAGUUUCCCACAGGCAGAGCUAAACUCUGCUCAAAUCAGCGCUGAACGCUUUCUGUCAAUUCACUUAUUUCGAAUAAAUAUACAGGAUUCAGACACUUACUGAAGGUCUCUACAUGCUUGACUCUGCCUACAGUCUCUGUUCCAAACUAGACGUCCAUGAGUUUGUCUGACUCUGUUAAAGUAGAGCUGUAAGUAAAAUAAGCUAAAUUUCCCAUAAAACCAGCUGACCCUACAAGUAGCCAGCUCAAUUACUUGAUCAUGUCAUCUUUAUUGAUUUGUUUGUUAUUUUCAGAUCAGAAAUGGCAUCAUGAUUUUCAGUAUUAACCUCUUUUUGUGUUUUUAAUUUACUUUAAAGGUUCGCAGUUCAGAUGGAUCUCAUGUCUGGAGUCAGGAACUAUUUAUUCACGAACAGUCUAUCCUUCUGUCACAGCCCCGGCUCUGUACUUAAAGGGACAGUUUGGAUUUUUUGAUGUGGGGUUGUAUGAGGUUCUUAUCCACAGUUAGUGUAUUACAAACAGCAGAUAGCAGCUGGCACGCCCCCAGUUUGGAGAAGCAGCUAGAGUCCCCAUUAAAGCUAAGUAACGCACUGCUGUGGACGGGGUCAGCAGCAAAACUUAUUUUAGACACCAUAAAAAAAACUUAAUAUCAGAUGAAGUGUAUGAAAUAUUAGGAAUAUUUUCACUGCUUUACUUUACUGUCAGUACUGAAAAUAAUAAUACAGCUAGUUAGUUAGCCACCUAGUUCACCUCGCUGUUUUGGGUAAGUGCGGGACAGUGAUUUAGCAUUAGCUAGUUAGCAUGAGUAAUCAAGAAUUAAUGGGUAAGAGUUAGUCUAUCAUCGGUGUUGUGUACUGUAUUUUUUUUCUUUUAUGAAUAGGCCAAUUUAUCUUUGCUAAAAAAAAUGUUAGAUUAAUUUUAUUGUGUGUUUUGGAAAAGAA